GAGAAAAUAAUAUUUUUAAACUUUAACAAAUUUUACAAAAAACGGAUGAAACUUUCGAUUUUGAAAGGAAGUUGAUUUCCUUUCCCAGGCCGACUCAAGAUGAGUUGCAUGAGUUUUGCACACGUUACUGGAGAGCAAAUAAAAAGGAUGUUUUCCUGCCAUUCGGGGCAGUCUAUCGAAAAGAGGUUGCUACACUAAAAGAGUUUGCCACAAAAAUAGAGCUCGCCAUAAAAUAAAGGCAGUCGUCAUACAAAGUGUAUGUCAUACAAGUCUGUUAUACGAAUCAGUUAAAUGAAAAUUAUAAAUAUAUAGCAAUAAACGAAGUAUACGACAAGAUUGUUAAAAGAGAAGUUAUUUAAAGGACUUUCCAAAGAAACUGUUGGAAGAAGAAUACCCAGAGUUGAAGAAGACCCUCAUUCAGAGAAACAUUCGAAAGACCCGAUGAAGAGCACUCUUCAAAAGGAUAUUGUUGUACACAUAUGCACAACCCCUUCACAAGAUGAAGUGGCUGUUAAAGAUUCUGACAAAGAAAAGGAUUCGAAGAAAGGAAAACAGGUGAAAAAAAAACCAGAAAUACAAGAUGAAUUGAAUGAGAAUUGGAUUUGUCAACAUGCUAAACAGGUUACAAGAAUGUUGCCAGGUGGACUAGAUAUAUUAGGAAUUUUUGUUAUUGCAGGACAAGAUGAAUUAAACAAAUUACAACAUAAUUUAAGACAAAUUCUAUUUGCUAUAUUUAAAGUAUUAAGUAAAGACCAGAAAUUAUCAUUGUGUCAUGAGAACACAGAGAAGAUUCUUCUACAGAUUGCUACAUUUGCACAAAAAUUUGUAUGUCGAACAUUUGAUGUUAGUGACUAUAAGUCUUCAGCAAAGCCAGCAGAAUGGAAACAAUUUUCAGGGGUAUUUCAAUGGCAUAAACUAGAAUGUAAAUUCAAUUUAGAUUUUCGGAUACCUGUCGACAAAAAUAAAAUUACUCAUUCAUUAUUAAAACAAAUUGAAAUUGGACUUUUACCAUUUUUCAAUACUACCAGCAGAGCUGCAGCAUUAGUUAAUGGAAAAUUUCGUAAAGACGAAGAGUUAUUAGAUCCAAGCAUGGAAGGAAAAAAAGGAAAGCAUUCAAAUAAGUCUUCCCAACAAUACUUUGCAUUAGAUCUAUUUUUACCUUUGCAUUUAAACAAUAGUGAUGAUAAGGAUCCUCAAAUUUUAGAAUGUUCUGCUGCAAUGACAGUUAAGGGUACAAUUCAAUGUCGUGCUUAUAUUCACAAUAAAGGAACUGUUAAAGAAGCAAUACAGGUUCUUAAGCAUGAUAUUAUUAGAAGUAUGACUUCUAGAUGUGAAAUACAAUGUGAAGAUCUUUUAUUAAUAGAUGAAGAACAACAAGAUCCUCAUGUUGUUCAUGAGCUUCCACGUAGAGUAUUUGCAUCUCUUCCUCAAGGUAAUCUGUCUGUCUGUGAUUAUCUCUUUCACGGAGAUUCUGCCAGUGAUUCAUUAGAAGCUUUUCAGGAACUCCUUGGUUUGAAUUUAAGUGAAGAUGAUGUAGAAAUGAAUUUUGAAAAAACUCCAGAUACACUACAAUUAUUUCAACCAGAGACUAUUCAAAGUGGAUAUUCAGAAACUACAGAAAAAACUAAAACAAGAAAUAUUUUAUAUCCUAUAGUUGGUGCUGCAGUGGCUGUUUUAGCUUUUGGAGUUACAUAUUUUCUUUCACAAGAAAUCUGAAAUUUGAAUUGAAUUGUUGUCAUCUGAUUUAUUAGUUGUGCUCUUUAUGAUAGUAAUCUGAUUUUCAUUAGCAAUAUUUUCUAUUUAAAUUAUUUUCAAUGUGAAGUAAUAUUUCAAAUGAUUAAAUACCAGACGUUGUUUGCAAUUUUUGAGAGAUCAUUCCUAAUGAUAUAAAUGUAAUUUCAGCUCAAACUCACCAGCAUUACAUUAAUUUUGAUACCUGUUUUAAUUCUUUGAGUUGCAAUGUAUCCAUCACUUCUUGUCAGUUAUAUGAAAUUUAAAAUUACAAAAGAGCUUUGUUGUGCCUUUGAUUUGAUGACUUACAAAAACAAUCUAUUUUUUUAUAUGGCUAUGAAAAAUUGAAAUUAAAAGUGAUUGCAAAAUUAUUAAAUAUAUUUUUCUUAUUUUAAUUUUGGUUAUAUAUUCUUAAUAAUUUUAAUUUUCUAUUUUAAAUAAUGGAUUUAGGGCAAUUUCUUAAAAUUAAGAAGAAAAAGCAUUUUGUAAAUGUACAGUGUGUCAAUAUGUAUAUGUAUACACUUCAGUAAUAAAUUUAUAUGAACUUUUUAA
Molecule: messenger RNA, 2283 nt
Organism: Centruroides sculpturatus (bark scorpion)
Lineage: Eukaryota; Metazoa; Arthropoda; Arachnida; Scorpiones; Buthidae
Product: protein odr-4 homolog
Exons: 11
Coding region: 442-1716 (424 amino acids)
Biological process (GO): intracellular protein localization
Cellular component (GO): endomembrane system
Source: RefSeq, a predicted model, not a curated record